Rhagoletis pomonella (apple maggot) is the source of this 2985-nucleotide messenger RNA. RefSeq lists its product as uncharacterized. Lineage: Eukaryota; Metazoa; Arthropoda; Insecta; Diptera; Tephritidae. Gene Ontology annotation, molecular function: catalytic activity. The record is from RefSeq and is a predicted model, not a curated record.
ACUAAACCGCAUACUACGGCAAAUCGACACCAAUUGCAUCAUAGGAGGCGAUUUAAACGCCUGGAGCACAAUUUGGGGCGCCGCCCAAUCCAAUCAAAGAGGCCUUGAGGUUGAGGACAUGUUACUGUCAUCCAACCUAAUCUGCCUAAACAACGGCACAGCCACCCAUCUAUCAACACACAACACGUUCACCUGCAUUGAUCUCACCUUCUGUUCUGCGGCCUUGGCCCCGAAAUGCUCAUGGCAAGUAUUAGAUUUCCUGUACGGGAGUGAUCGUUUCCCGAUCCUCACACAAGUUAACACCCAGGGCAAUCAAAAUCAAUAUAAACAUUGCAGCAAAUUCAAAACAGAUGCCGCAGAUUGGAAGAAAUUUUCUGCUCGUUGCACCCAACUUUGCCGGAACUCGCCUGCAGCAAACAAUCCCAACCAAGAAGCAGCAAAAAUCCUAAAAAUCAUCCGCACUGCAGCCCACUAUGAAGUUCCUCAAACCAAACCGAUUAGGUACCAAAAAAGAAUAACCUGGUGGAAUGCCAAUCUCUCUUAUCUUAGAUCACAUAAGCAACAAGCAUGGCAUAACUUCAAACGCACUCGAUCCGAUCAAAAUCUACUCACCUAUAAAAUAGCGAAUGCCAUAUUUAAAAGAGCCGCCAAAUUAGCUAAAAAAGAAGAAUUUGAAAAAUUCACAUCGAACAUCAAUCCUACAUUAAACCCAAAAACUAUAUGGAACGACAUUAAGAAGCUCACCGGCGUCCAAAAGCAAACUAAUUUUUCCUGUAUUGCUUCUCUCAAUGGACCAAUAAACGCACCACUCGACAUUGCCAACUUCUUCGGCUCCUCCCUCUCUCUUGCCUCCUGUGAUGUCAACUUCCAUAACACCUUCCGCGAGCUGAAAGCCAAACGUCUACAAAAACGAACCGCCGGCAGCGCCGCUGCUUUCACGAUACGCCAAGCAAAUUGAAUCCGAAAUCUGCUUAGCUGAAUUCGAAUCCGCUCUCUAUUCAGUCAAAGGAAAAACGCCGGGACUCGAUAAGAUUUCAUACCCCAUCAUACAAAAACUGCCCAGCGAACUGAAGCGCCGGUAACUCCAGCUAUACAACCAGAUUCUCGAUCGUGGUUGCUACCCGCAACAAUGGAAAACCACUUGCAUAGUACCGAUUCUCAAACCAAACAAACCCGCUGAAGACGUUAACAAUUACAGACCCAUCUCGCUUCUCCCUUGCUUAGGGAAAGUUUUUGAAAAAAUCAUAGCCGCUCGGUUAAUGUGGUACGCUGGCAUUACCAAAUUAAUUAGCCCCAAUCAAUUCGCCUACAGAAAAGGGCAAAGUACAACUGACGCGCUGCUCCAUGUCGACCACCUCAUAUCAAAUGCUCUCUCUUCUAAAAGCCACUUCUCUCUAAUGUCGGCCGACUUUGAAAAAGGUUUUGACGGCACCGGCAUCCACAUUAUUCUUAGGCAACUAGAUAAAUGGAGAAUCGGCCCAAAAGUCAAGAAUUUCAUAAAAAACUUCCUCACCAACAGGAAAUUAGAAGUAAAAAUUAACGGUUACCUUUCCCAUACAUAUCCGCUAAACAAUGGCACCCCUCAGGGCUCACCUCCGCCUGCCUGUUUAUUCAUCAUAGCGUUCGAUGAAAUCGUCCAACUAACAAAAACCAUGCGUGGCAUAGAAUGUAUACUCUACGCCGACGACGUCAUUUUUUUCACAAAAAACGCCGAUACCAACCACGUGGAAUCGCUCUUCGAAAACAUAUUAUCGAAAAUCACUUCUUGGUCUGGACCCUGCACAUUUGCAGGAAACAGAAUUGUCCCGGCGUUUCCAUAGGGUACUCCUACGGUAACAUAAGUUCAGUAGCAGAACUCAAAAUUCUUGGACUCACCUUCGACUCCAAGUACAGCUUCAAACCACAUUGUGCUAAAUUAAGAGAUCGAUUGUUAAACAGCUUUAAUAUAAUCAAAUACCUCUCAUCUAAGAAAAGCCUCGUACACCCUACCACACUGAUCAACAUCACCAAAGCUUUAAUCUUAUCCAAAAUAGAUUAUGCUUUACCGAUCUACAGCAACUGUUCGAAAAAUACAAUAAAUAAACUGUCGGCGCCUUAUCACUCCGCAAUACGCAGGAGCAUCAGAGCUUUCCCCACCACGCCUCUAAAAAAUUUGUUCGCCGAAACAGGCUUCCCAACUAUUCCAGAUAGAGUAUCCGAUAGCACACGCCGUCUUCUCCUCAAACUGCUCCACACGAAUAACUCCAUUCUCUCCGAAUACAUACAAAAAGCGCUUGCAAGAAAGCGCCAACCCAGGCGCUUAUCAACCAUAUCAAGAUCCCUCGAAUUCCUAGAGGAUCUUCAGAUACCUGUUAACAGAAAGCCACCAACAACUGAAUCUUAUCCACAAUGGUUGAUAAACAACAUUAAACCUAUAAUUAAAACCCUGCAGCUUCCCAAAGCAAGCGCCCCGCGGAAAAGUAUAGAACACUUUUUGCUGUGGAAAAAGAAAAACGUCAGAGCCUGGGAUGAAAAUUUUUAUACCCGGAUGGAUCCAAGACAGCAGUAAAUACCUCUUUUGCAGUGGUAACACAAGACGGAAGCACUAUAAAACAUAGCAUACUCCACUCCAUAUGUUCGAUAUAGACGGCGGAAGCAGCGGGGAUAGUCGACGCAAUCACCUAUGCCAAGAUGAACAGAGGUAAAUUCAUCAUUUGCACAGACUGCCACUCCUGCAUAAACGCCAUUGAAUCUCCAACUAAUUAUCAACAUGAAAUGGUGAUUAUCCGCAACGCUCUAAUACACUAUCCGAACAAAAUUAAACUAAUGUGGAUCCCUGGGCACGUGGGAAUCUCUGGGAACGAACACGCGGAUGCUGCAGCCAAAAACGUCGCCAGCGUGCCCUCAUUUAUGUACCACUCUGUGUCAAAGUAAAACAUGCAGUGACGAGCAAAACUGUAACAUGGUGUGACACUUUUUAUUUCAGUCACCGCUAUCUUUCCAAGU